Messenger RNA from Juglans microcarpa x Juglans regia, 1968 nucleotides. Its product is annotated as protein NRT1/ PTR FAMILY 8.3-like. The transcript is spliced from 5 exons. NCBI's taxonomy places the organism in Eukaryota, Viridiplantae, Streptophyta, Magnoliopsida, Fagales, Juglandaceae. The record is from RefSeq and is a predicted model, not a curated record. Gene Ontology annotation, biological process: transmembrane transport. The coding region runs from base 84 to 1835 and encodes 583 amino acids. Gene Ontology annotation, cellular component: plant-type vacuole membrane. Gene Ontology annotation, molecular function: transmembrane transporter activity.
CUUUUGGCAUACUCUAUUUCCUCCUCAAUUGUUAUUAAUUGUCUUUGGGUUUUAGAGAGAGAGAGAGAUAUAUAGAUAGAUAGAUGGCUGCUGCGGACGAAGAGAGAAUAUUCCUCUUGGAAGAUGAUGCUCUUCAGCAGAAUGAUGAGGUCACUGGAGAUGGCUCAGUUGACAUUAAAGGGAGGCCUGUCCUGAAGAAUAGUACUGGAAAGUGGAAAGCAUGCCCCUUCAUUCUAGGCAGUGGAGGUUGUGAACGUUUGGCCUUCUAUGGGAUUUCCUCUAAUCUUGUUACCUAUCUUAAAAGCAAACUACAUGAAGGAAAUGUCUCUGCUGCUAGAAAUGUUACCACUUGGCAAGGCACUUGUUAUUUUAUACCCCUUAUUGGAGGCGUCUUAGCUGAUGCUUACUGGGGAAGAUAUUGGACAAUGGCAGUUUUCUUCACUUUUUACCUUAUUGGUUUGUGUACAUUGACUCUCUGUGCAUCAAUUCCUGCAUUACAGCCUGCUGAAUGUGUGGGUACAGUAUGUCCUUCAGCUACUACAGCUCAGUAUGCAAUAUUCUUUAUUGGACUCUACUUAGUUGCGCUUGGGACCGGUGGGAUCAAACCGUGUAUUUGGCCUCUUGGGGCAGAUCAGUUUGAUGAUACUGAUCCUAGGGAAAGAGGAAAAAAGGGAUCCUUCUUCAACUGGUUUUACUUCUUCAAUAACAUUGGUGCUUUUCUAUCAAGUAGUCUAGUGGUUUUGGUUCAAGAAGAUAUAGGGUGGGGUCUUGGAUACGCCAUUCCUACAUUGGUUAUGGUUAUUGGCAUUGUAAUCUUUGUUGCAGGCACGCCCUUCUAUAGAUUACACAGACCAGGGGGAAGUCCUCUUACAAGAAUUUCCCAGGUCUUGGUUGCAUCGUUUCAUAAGAGAAAUUUGGUGGUCCCAGAGGACAGUAGUCUCCUUUAUGAAACACAAGACUUGAGAUCCACCAGUAAAGGAAUUCGUAAGCUGGACCACAGCAAUGAGCUCAAGUGCCUUGAUAAGGCUGCUGUGGUCUCAGAUUCUGUCUUCAAAAGUGGAGAUUUCUCCAAUCAUUGGAGGCUUUGCACUGUGACACAGGUGGAGGAAUUGAAGAUUUUGAUUCGUAUGUUUCCAAUCUGGGCGUCUGGAAUUAUCUUUUCCGCAGUCUAUGCGCAAAUGUCUUCAUUAUUUGUGGAACAAGGGAAGAUGAUGGAUAGAACAGUAGUUUCUUUCACCAUUCCUGCAGCCACUCUCUCGAGUUUUAACCUCAUCAGUGUUAUUAUUUGGGUCCCAAUCUAUGAUAGGAUAAUUGUUCCAAUUGCAAGGAAAUUUACAAGGAAGGAAAAGGGAUUCUCAGAGUUGCAAAGAAUGGGAAUUGGCCUUUUUGUGUCAGUCGUUUGCAUGUUGGUAGCUGCUUUGGUAGAGGUUAAGCGAUUGCAGCUUGCUAAAGAGCUUGGUUUAAUUGAUGAAGAUGUUGCAGUACCAAUUAGCAUAUUCUGGCAAAUUCCCCAAUACUUCAUGUUGGGUGCUGCAGAGGUAUUUACAUUCAUUGGACAGCAUGAGUUCUUCUAUGAACAAGCACCAGAUGCCAUGCGUAGUUUAUGCAGUGCAUUGUCACUUCUGACAAACUCAUUGGGGAAUUACUUGAGCUCUUUGAUUUUGACUAUUGUAACUUACACCACAACCAAAGGUGGGAAUGUUGGAUGGAUACCAGAUAACUUGAAUGAGGGCCAUCUUGAUUAUUUCUUCCUGCUUUUGGCUGGUCUCAGCUUCUUGAAUAUGUUGUUGUAUAUUGUUUUUGCGAGAAAGUACAAAGAAAAGAAGGCUUCUUAAGGUUUCUUCAAGAAGCUACAGCUUUAUGAAAACUCUUACCAAAAAAAGCGCUUGAAGGGUUGCAGAAGGAACAUCUUGAAUAUGUUGGUGUAUAAGAAUCAAGUUGUUUCAUGAGGUCCUUGGUUCAAGUCUU